AUGCAAACAAGAAAAAAACUGACCAAACUGUUUACUGAACUAAAGAUAGCUCAACAACGUAUUCAAGAUAAUAACAAUAUAUUAUCACAACUACCGACAAUCAAUGACAUAGAUGAGUACAUCUUUGAACCAAAUCAAGCUAUCAAGAAAGUCAUUCAGGAUGAGAAAUCAUUGGGAACAUUGAGCAGUAAGAAGCUAAAGCAGCCAGCUGAACCAAAGAAUCAAGGUACAGUAGCAAUGAAAUUGUCUACCCAUAGACGAAUUUAUGCUAAAACAUCCUCAGGUGAAAAGAAUUGUUGGAUUUCUGGUAUAGCUGUUUCUCCUCAAAAUCAAUUAUUUGCUGCAGAUUACUACUAUGACUCUUUAAAAAUGAUAGACAUUAUAAAUGGAGAUAUCAAACAAUUACAGCUUGACUCAAAACCCUGGGAUAUUACCAUGGUCACCACAGAUUCCCUUGCUGUUACAUUACCAGACAGUAAAACAAUACAGUUCAUUUCCUUCUCCCCAGACUCACUCUUACUGAAGAACAAACUGAAGGUAGAUGGAGAGUGUUAUGGUAUCAGUCAUCAUCAGAGAAAACUUGCAGUCACAUUUGCAAAUCCUGGUAAACUCCAAAUCAUGUACUUGAAAGAAAAUACUAAAGUUACAGUUGACAAAGAUUCCAACGCUGACAAUAUUUUCAGGAAACCUUGGUAUGUCACAACAAACAGUCAUUCAAUCUAUGUAUCCGAUGAUGGUAAUGAUGUAGUUCUACGAUUCAACUGGCAGGGAGAGAUGGUAGGAUUAGUAGGAAUAAGAAGACCAAGGGGUAUAACACUGUUAGAUGAUGGGUCUCUUUCAGUGAAUGGUUACGCAAGUGAUUGUAUAUAUAGAGUGAGUGGUGACUGUAAAGACAGUAAAAUUAUACUGAAGGAUGUAAAUAGACCUUAUGCCGCAUGUUGGUGUGCUGAAACUAGUUCACUUUGUGUUAGUAGCUUUAUGGAGGACAGUGAUGACAAUUAUAUCAGAGUGUAUAAAAUGAUGUAA
Messenger RNA from Ruditapes philippinarum (Manila clam), 1026 nucleotides. RefSeq lists its product as uncharacterized. The transcript has a single exon. The record is from RefSeq and is a predicted model, not a curated record. The coding region runs from base 1 to 1026 and encodes 341 amino acids. Lineage: Eukaryota; Metazoa; Mollusca; Bivalvia; Venerida; Veneridae.